Messenger RNA from Lasiosphaeria miniovina, 1560 nucleotides. RefSeq lists its product as uncharacterized. Lineage: Eukaryota; Fungi; Ascomycota; Sordariomycetes; Sordariales; Lasiosphaeriaceae. Bases 1 to 1560 code for a protein of 519 amino acids. The record is from RefSeq and is a predicted model, not a curated record. The transcript has 2 exons.
AUGUCGUGGCUGGACGCGCUCGUGACAUCGCGCCACGUCAAGACGCUCUUCUUCCUCCACCUCAGCAUCGUCCUGCUGCCCUUCGACACCGCCGUCAUCGUGCUGCUGUGGCUCUGGAGCCGCGUCACGGGCUACGGCUCCAUCGGCCCCCAAAAGACGCUCCCGGCCGCCCAGAGAAAGACGGUCCUCAUCACCAGCGUCGGCACGACCCAGGGCCUAACCCUCGCCCGCCUCUUCCACCGCGCCGGCCACCGCGUCAUCGGCGCCGACACCGAGCCGCUGUCCGUCGGCGCCGUGUCCCAGGCCGUGCACAGGCACUACGCCCUCGCGCGGCCGCCGGCCAACACCCCGCUCCCCAAGAACGCAGCCGACAGCAAGUAUAUCGGCGGGCUGCUGCGCAUCGUGCGGGCCGAGGGCGUCGACCUAUGCAUCUCGGCGUCGGACGACGCGCACAUGGCGCUGCACGACGCGCUGGCCUGCGACGUGAUCCGGUCGCAGACCUUCUGCAAGGCCGUGCACUCGGGCGUCGACGGCGCCUGCACGCUCGGCGACAGGGCGCUGUUCAUGGACCUCGCGCACCGCCUGCGCCUGCCCGUGCCCGACUUUGCCGUCGUGCGGUCGCGCGAGCAGCUCGUGGAGACGGUGGAAGAACGCGGCGGCCAGCACGGCCCCGGCCUCGACGACCACGACCGCCCUCCCCGCCAGUACCUGGUCAAGCCGCUCGGCGUCGACGACGACGGCGGCGGGGGGCAGCAGCCGCUGCUGCUUCCGCGGCCGACGCGCGAUGAGACGAAAACGCAAGUAGCGCAGCUGCCGCUGCCGCUGCCGCUAUCCGCCAUGGGGGAGAGAGCAGGACAUAACACGCCGGCGGUCCUCGUGCAGGAGUUUGUCCCGGGCCACGAGUACUGCAGCCACGCGGUGGUGAUCCGGGGGCAGGUGCGGGCGUUCGCGGCGUGUCCAUCGUCGUCGACGUCGGACGUCAUGACGCACUACACGCUGCUGCCGACGGGCUCGGCGCACCACGCCAAGAUGCUGGCCUUUACGCGGCGCGUGGCGGCGCACUUUGGCGAACGCUUCUCGGGGCACCUCGGCUUCGACUUCCGGUCGCGCCUGUUUCUCGGGCCGGACAAGCUGCACCCGCGCGCGCACACGGCGGCGGUGCUGUUCAGCCACACGCCGGCCCUCGUCGACGAGUACCUGUCGCUGCUGCUGAGCGAGGACGCGCCGCCGGUGCCGUCAGCACCCCUCACGCCCUCGCACCGCAGGUACUACUGGAUGGGGCAGGACCUGUUCGACCUCGUGCUGCGGCCGUGGCUGUCGCUGGCGCGCGUGACUACCAACGGCCAGCUGGCCGCGCAGCUCGACGAGGGCUGGGCCUCGGCCCGCCUUUUCGCCAGCCACGUCGCCAGCUGGAAGGACGCCACCCUCGAGCCCUGGGACCCCCUGCCCGCCUGGUGGCUGUAUCAUGUCUUCUGGCCCGCGCGCUUCAUCCGCCUGUGGCGCGACGGCCAGCGCUGGAGCCGCGUCAAUGUCAGCACGGGGAGGGUGUACAAGGCGUAG